Etheostoma cragini (Arkansas darter) is the source of this 545-nucleotide messenger RNA. Its product is annotated as parvalbumin, thymic-like. The transcript is spliced from 4 exons. Gene Ontology annotation, cellular component: nucleus; cytoplasm. The record is from RefSeq and is a predicted model, not a curated record. Lineage: Eukaryota; Metazoa; Chordata; Actinopteri; Perciformes; Percidae. Gene Ontology annotation, molecular function: calcium ion binding. Bases 72 to 404 code for a protein of 110 amino acids.
UACUUUUUGCCCGUCAUUGGUCAUAUAUUGCACCAGGCUGCAACACCCACAACAACAGAGUAUCCACCACCAUGUCUAUCAACGACUUUCUCGCAUCCUCGGACAUCACUUUGGCUAUCAACGCCUGUAAAGCGAAGGAUUCCUUUAGUCCCAAUAUGUUUUUCAAAACAGUGGGUUUAUCCAAGAAAACUCCAACAGAGAUCGACAGGGUCUUUAAGAUUUUGGACCAGGACAAAAGCGGCUUUAUAGAACAGGAUGAGUUACAACUGUUCUUGCGGAACUUCUCCAAAGGAGCGAGGCUCCUGACCGCAGCUGAGACCAGAGGUUUCCUGCUGGAGGGGGACUCGGACGGAGACGGGAAGAUUGGCCGGGAAGAGUUUUCUGCACUGGUCAGGUCUUCAUAAUCAUCUUGUUGGAUGGUGAAAAUCUCAGGGUGGACCUUUUUCAUCAUGUUUACUUGCUACAGUACAUUACUAGACUGAUACAGGGAUCUUGUGUUUGGAGUCGUUAGUUGUACUUUUUUUGGAAAGUUCUGCAAUAAAUCA